This is a messenger RNA of Leptinotarsa decemlineata (Colorado potato beetle), 615 nucleotides long. RefSeq names its product ragulator complex protein LAMTOR5-like. The record is from RefSeq and is a predicted model, not a curated record. Gene Ontology annotation, cellular component: cytoplasm; lysosome; Ragulator complex. Gene Ontology annotation, molecular function: guanyl-nucleotide exchange factor activity. Gene Ontology annotation, biological process: negative regulation of apoptotic process; positive regulation of TORC1 signaling; cellular response to amino acid stimulus. NCBI's taxonomy places the organism in Eukaryota, Metazoa, Arthropoda, Insecta, Coleoptera, Chrysomelidae.
AAGGAGUUUCUUGAUAACAUUUUUUUGGAUGUUGUAGUGGCAUUUUUCCUUAUGGCAACACUGUUUACUAGGAACAACUGUUUUUUGUUCUGUCAAUACAGUCAAAAAAUAAACAGCAAAAAUUAGCGAUAAGAAAAUAAAAUUUCGGAGGUGAACAGUUGUCUUCCUUGAAAUAAAAAUGAAUGCGAUGGAGAAAAGUUUCGAAAAAAUAUUGGAAGAAAUAGAGUCUGCACCAGGAGUUACUGGUUGUAUUAUCACAGACCAUUCAGGUCUUGCUUUGGGAACAAGAGGUAAACCUGUGAACCUCAAACCCGGUAUUAUAGCGGCCAUAGCUGAACAAGCUUCAAAAAUAGAGUCACAUGGCAAGACACCUACUAUCCACUUUGAAAAUGACUCCCAUUCCUUCACAAUACAAAGAUCAGGAACAGUGACGUGUGCUGUAUAUAGGAGCUUGGGCAAAGCAAUUGAUAUUUCAUAGAUAUAUUUUAGAAUUAGUUUCAAACAAUAGUGAGAAUUUCCCCAGAUAUACUUUUCAAAUUUGUUCAUAUAAUACCGGAGACACCCUUAAGAAAAGGCAACAAUUCAUUUUAUACAAAUAAAGGUGGCAAAAUAGUA